CGCAUGCAGCCGUGCCGUAUCAGGUGCUCUUGGAUGAAUUGGCCGUGCAGCGGUCGCCCUCGGAAAAUCCGUUGUUUCAGAUCCUGCUGAACUAUAAGAUGGGGUCGACAGAGGAGGCGACACUGGGAAGCUGUAGGGCGCAGAGCUUACGUAUGGAUGAUGCCAGAACAGGGCUAGAUCUGGUGGUAGAAGUGGAGGAAUUUGUGGAUGGGAAUUGUAAGGUUGCCAUUAGGGGGCAAGAGUAUCUGUAUGACAAGGAGAGUCUGGGGUUUAUCAUGUCCUCGCUCGUGAGCAUUCUUGAGGAGGUUACAGCGCGGCCCAGCAUGCCGGUUGCUAACCUCGCAAUGUUUGAUGAGAAGAGUAUCACACAUGCACUCGAGCUUAGCCGGGGUGAGCGCGUCUAUACAGACGAGCACUUGCUGACAGUGGUGCAUUUGUUCGAUCGACACUGCAAGGCUCACCCCAGGGAUGUGGCCGUCAAGCAAGCGGACGGUCAAUUCUUGUCCUAUGGGGAAUUGCAGGGUCGUGCACAGGAGCUGGCCAGACAGCUACAGGAGCUUAAGGGGUCGGCUGCGAUCGUUGUCGCCUGCAAGCCGAGCCUGGACACCAUUGUGUCAAUUGUGGGUAUUCAUUAUGCCGGCUGUACCUACGUGCCGGUCGACAUUGAGCAUCCAGAAGAGCGACUGCGAACUAUUGUUGAAGACUGCAAGCCGCGAGCCAUCCUCUACCACGAGAAUACCAAGGAACUUGCUACGUCCUUGGCCGGUGGCACUAUAGCUGUUCCCACACCACAGUCCGGGAUGGACGAGGUCUUUCCGAUCAGGGCCAGUGUCAACGACACCGCGUAUAUCUUGUAUACCAGCGGGUCAACCGGAAAGCCCAAGGGGGUUAUUGUCAGUCACGGCAAUCUGACAUGCCAGAUCCUAUCGAUGCGACAGAAUGCAUCUCUGGAGAGGGAGACAGUGCUUCACCAGAGCGGCGUUGCGUUCGACGCCUCAAUUGAUUGUGUUUACGCCGCUUUAGCCGGGCAAGGAACGUUGGUGAUGGCUCCUCCGGAGGUGAGACGUGAUCCGGUGCAACUAGCCAGUUUGAUGGCCAGGGAGCAGAUUACCUACACGCAGAUGACCUCGUCCGAGUACCACAAUCUCGUGGUGUAUGGUGCAGAGCACUUGAAGCAAUGCGUGACGUACCGCAACGCGUUUUGUGGCGGAGAGAAGUUUUUGUCCAGUCUGAUCCCUCUUUUCCGGGGAUUGAAGCUACCCGCACUGAGAGUGUGGAACCGAUACGGUCCGACCGAGAUCACUGUGUCGUCGAGCAUGCAGAUGAUUGUCGGGGUGGAUGGGCCAAAUAGUAGCACAGAGUUGAUCCCGUGUGGUCGUCCGUUGACGAACUACUCCGUUUUUAUUCUUGAUGAACAGCGCCGACCGGUACCUGCAGGUGUACCGGGCGAGAUCUGCAUUGGUGGAGGAGGCGUGGCCCAAGGGUAUCUGAACAAUGCCCGGCUCACGGCUAGCAAAUUCGUCAAGAAUAUCUAUGCUAGUGAGGAUGACGUACAGCGGGGCUGGGACAGGCUGUAUCGGACGGGCGAUCGAGGCUACCUGCUGUCUGAUGGGUCACUAGCGUUUCUGGGUCGAAUGGAGGGAUCCGCGCAGGUGAAAAUCAGGGGACAGCGAGUGGAGCUGGAUGAGAUCGAGACGGCUAUUGUGGCCACGUCUGAGGGAACGGUUUUGUCAGCAGGGGUGUGCGUCAAGGGCGACAAUGCGAAUGCGGUGUUGGCAGCGUAUGUCGUCGUGCAUCCUGAUGUGCAAGUUGACUCACUCUCGUCACUGGUAGCGAGUCUCGCUCGGUCGCUCCCUCUCCCACGGUACAUGCGGCCUUCGUCAUUCAUGGCAGUAGGCAAGCUGCCUCACACCACAUCAGGGAAGCUAGAUCGCCAGGCUUUGUGCAACUUGUCCGGGACGCCAAUCGCGAUCGAAACGAACAGUCAAUUUGCUCCGCUGGGAGUGGAGGAGGAGGUCAUGGCAAAGGCGUGGCGUGAGGUUCUUCCUGGCGAGGCAGUCUUGUCAGCAGAGUCCAAUUUCUUCGACGUUGGGGGGAACUCGCUGCUUCUAGUGCGGUUGCAGAAGGUGAUUGAGGAGUUGACAGGGAAGAGCGUGGCGCUGACGGAGUUGUUUUCAACUCCGGGGCUGUCGGCGAUGGCCCGUCUUCUGCAGCCUCAGGAAGCCACCAAGGAAACCACCGAGGUUGACUGGGAAAGCGAGACUCGGCUUACACCUUCCUUGCUUGGGGCUAUCCAGACAUCUCCCCGGUACAGCCCUGAUUCGAAAGUCGAGGUUAUUUUGACUGGUGCAACGGGUUUCCUCGGUCGGACCCUGCUGCACCAGCUCCUCACCCAUCCGAGGAUCGCACAUGUUCAUUGCCUGGCCAUCCGCAACAGCAGUGUAUCCCGGCAGUCCCUGACCCGCAAUGCCGACCACGCCGCUAAACUAACCCUGUACCCCGGCGACCUCUCCCAUCCCACUCUCUCCUUGGAUGACGGAGUCAUCGCCAGUCUCUCAAACAGAACAGGGUUGAUCAUCCACAACGGCGCCUCGGUGUCCUUCUUGAAAUCGUAUUCCACUCUGCGGGGGCCCAACUUCCACUCCACUCGCUUCCUGCUCCAGCUGUCAAUCGAACGGGGCAUCCCAUUCCACUUUGUCUCGACAGGCGGUGUGGUCAACCUCACCGGCCAACCAACCUGGCCCCCUGUUUCAGUCCGGAACUACCCGCCUCCGGGGGAGCAGGGGUACAUCGCGAGUAAAUGGGCCAGUGAGCAUCUCAUCGAGAACGCCGUUGAGGCUUUGCACCUGCGUGGGGUGCACUUACCGGUGGUGGUGCAUCGUCCCGCAAGCAUCGUCGCCCGACAACCCGGUACGCCCGGUACGUCGGAGAAUGAACCCCCGGCCAUGGACAUCAUGCACAAUAUGGUGCAGUAUGCGCGGAAGAUGCGGUGUUUCCCGGUAACGGAGGGAGUGAAUUGGCGGUUUGACUUUGUGGCGGUCGAUGCUGUUGCUUCGAGGAUACUUGCUUCCGCUUUGGGGGACGAGGAUGAGAGGGACGGGGUGAAGUAUCUACAUCACUGUAAUGAGCGGAAGCUGUCUCCGAGAGAAUUGAAGGAGGAGUUGGAAGAGGAGGCUGGGUGUAUGUUCGAGGAGGUGGAGGUGGGGGAAUGGGUGCGACGGGCCAAGGAAUGUGGGAUGGACGGGCUGGUGGCGGCCACGCUGGUGGAUUUGAUGGAGCGGCAGAGGGGGGUGGUGUUUACGGAGAUGAGUCUAUAGACUGCUGAUGAUUG
This is a messenger RNA of Aspergillus uvarum CBS 121591, 3331 nucleotides long. RefSeq names its product acetyl-CoA synthetase-like protein. Bases 276 to 3317 code for a protein of 1013 amino acids. The transcript has a single exon. NCBI's taxonomy places the organism in Eukaryota, Fungi, Ascomycota, Eurotiomycetes, Eurotiales, Aspergillaceae. Gene Ontology annotation, molecular function: phosphopantetheine binding. The record is from RefSeq and is a predicted model, not a curated record.